GAACACGAAAAACAAGGUUUUGGAACACAUAGCGUUGUAUAGAAUUGUAAGCAAGAAAGAAGGCAUGAUAUAAUUGAAAUCGUAAUUUUGUUUAUAGCGUAGAUAUAACAUUUGACAGCAUUAUGAAGCUGGUAAGAUUUUUGAUGAAGCUCAGUCAUGAGACUGUGACAAUAGAAUUGAAAAAUGGUACUCAGGUACACGGAACUAUUACCGGAGUUGACGUAGCAAUGAACACACAUUUAAAGACUGUAAAGAUGACUAUAAAGAAUAGGGACCCAGUACAACUAGAUACAUUAAGUUUACGUGGCAAUAAUAUAAGAUAUUAUAUAUUGCCAGAUUCAUUACCGCUUGAAACUUUACUUAUAGAUGAUACACCAAAAGCAAAAGCUAAGAAAAAGGAGGCUGCACGAGGGGCAGUGCGCGGUCGAGGACGAGGUGGACGUGGUACCAGAGGUGGUCGAGGUGGACGAGGUAGAGGAAGAGGUAGACGAUAAUCGUACAUAUUAUUUAAAUAAAAAAAUUCCAAUCAAACUUUUGCUUAUUAAAAAAAAAAAA
Molecule: messenger RNA, 555 nt
Organism: Osmia lignaria (orchard mason bee)
Lineage: Eukaryota; Metazoa; Arthropoda; Insecta; Hymenoptera; Megachilidae
Gene: SmD1
Product: small ribonucleoprotein particle protein SmD1
Biological process (GO): spliceosomal snRNP assembly; RNA processing
Molecular function (GO): RNA binding
Source: RefSeq, a predicted model, not a curated record